ACUCAAGGCCCACCAAGCUCAAAUCGAUCCAAAUUGAAUAUCCUCUUUAUAAUCAUAAAAUUGGUUCCUUUAAAAUCAGCCAUUAACAAUUAAAUUUUGAGAAGAGAGAGAAAACAACAAUGGCGUUUCCAUUAGUACAGACCACCUCAUCUUUGCAAUCAACCCAUUUCAAGUUAUACAAUCACAACCCAUUUUCUAUUGCUUCUACUAAUACUACUUUGCUUCCCAAAUCCCUUCUUCCUGGAUUUCCAAUUGGACACACAUUAACCCUCAAAUAUCUAAUCAAUUCCAAACCUUAUUGUAAAAAAAUUACUAGUAAUAAAAUUGCAAUUUGUGCUUCUUUGCUUGAGAACCCUGUUUUGUGGGCUGGUAGACUUUGUGUAUUUUAUGCUCUUUUGAAGACUGGUUUAGCUGGAUCUCAAUCCAACCCUCUACUUUCAGGUUUAGAUGCUGAAAUUAGUCAUGAUGAUGAUGGUGCUGAUUUGGGGUUCUCUAAAUGGUUGGAGAAGUUCCAAAAGAAUCCAGACAAAGAAGCUGCUGACAAGCGAAAGUUGGUGAGCAAAUGGCAUCCUACAACAAAGGGAACACUAAGGAGGAACUAUAGGAUACCUUCCAAGCCAGAAGGGCGACGACUUCUAAAAGCUAUUGCGUCCUUGCUCUUUGAAGAUGAUCACUUUGUAGAUGCCUCUUCACAUAAGGGCUGCCAGAUCAGAAGGGAGAGUGCACAUGGAGAAAGUGUGUGUUGCAACAAUGUUAGAGCACUAUUUGACGAGCUCCCAACGCCACAUCUCAUUGUCGAGAUUACUCCAUUUCCUGCCGGACCUCUAACAGAGAAGGAUUAUGCCAAAGCGGAGAAAUUAGAGAAUGUCCUCAGAUCUAGCCCGUCCGUUUGAUUUUCCUCUCUAUAGCUAGGCAACUAACUUUGUAAAUAAUGACUUGACAUGGUUUACAUUUGCAACUCGGGUCAACCUUAUUUUCAUUAUCCUCUUGCUUUGUUUCCAGACUGCAGCAACCUGUUAUGUCAAGGAUCAGAAGUUCCGUGUUGAAUGAAAGUGUUUUAACCCCCCA
This is a messenger RNA of Chenopodium quinoa (quinoa), 1068 nucleotides long. RefSeq lists its product as uncharacterized. The coding region runs from base 120 to 893 and encodes 257 amino acids. NCBI's taxonomy places the organism in Eukaryota, Viridiplantae, Streptophyta, Magnoliopsida, Caryophyllales, Amaranthaceae. The record is from RefSeq and is a predicted model, not a curated record. The transcript has 4 exons. Gene Ontology annotation, cellular component: chloroplast envelope.